Molecule: messenger RNA, 549 nt
Organism: Pseudomassariella vexata
Lineage: Eukaryota; Fungi; Ascomycota; Sordariomycetes; Amphisphaeriales; Pseudomassariaceae
Exons: 4
Coding region: 1-549 (182 amino acids)
Source: RefSeq, a predicted model, not a curated record
AUGCUGUUUGGUGGUAAUGAUAGCUGUUUACCUAAGUUUACUUGCUUCCAGAUAUUAGGGCUGAACGGCUCACGAUUUACCGACCAUGCAGGCACCAACGGAUUCGUACAUGAGCUGUACGACUACCUGCCAAAUCGGUGGGCCCCCUCCCCCACCCCGGCAACAGGGCUGAAGGAUUGGGACUUGCAGGGGUACAUUGAGGAGUGCAAAGCCGAGUCGAACCCUCCAGGGAGCAAGUUUUGCUUGCGUUUCCCCGGAUUAGAGGAGGUUUUUGAUCACGAUGAUGGUGACAGACCCUGCGAAGCCCCCAAACAUGGCCGAAAUCCCGACCCAUGCGAAUUUCAGAAGUUACUGUGCUCAUCUGGAAAGAGAACGGCUAUCCCUACUCAAAGAACAUGGAUAGACCAAAAAGCGACCGUGGUGGAAAGGACACCAUCCACUUCAUUCGCGAAAAGGGCGAAAAGACACCGACAGCGGAAUUACGGCGUCAGAAGUGCCUUUGGUAAGAAGGACGCUAAUCUUCGCCUCAGCCCCAUGAUGAAACACUAA